Messenger RNA from Thamnophis elegans (Western terrestrial garter snake), 5134 nucleotides. It is a transcript of the gene GAS2L3, whose product is annotated as growth arrest specific 2 like 3. The record is from RefSeq and is a predicted model, not a curated record. Gene Ontology annotation, molecular function: actin filament binding; cytoskeletal adaptor activity; microtubule binding. The transcript is spliced from 10 exons. Gene Ontology annotation, biological process: actin crosslink formation. The coding region runs from base 382 to 2553 and encodes 723 amino acids. Lineage: Eukaryota; Metazoa; Chordata; Lepidosauria; Squamata; Natricidae. Gene Ontology annotation, cellular component: actin filament.
CUGGCUCUCCCUCCCCUUUCGCCCAGCCUCCGCCUCGCCGGCCUGGGCCCCGCCUCGCGUCAGCUGAUUGGGCCUUUCGAACUGUUGCGGGCGUACGCGGCCGAAUGAAUCAGGGAGCGCUGGAGCUCGAGAGGAUUCCCUGCCGCUGCCGCAAUCUCACGUGUGUCCCCCGGGCAGAGGAUGCGUGGGGGGUUCUGACUCUGGGGUUUUCGGCUAUGGGAAAGUGCUGGCCAUUUACACAGAAAAGGGGAAGAAAAUCAGUUCAGCUCUUGAUCUCUGUUGCAGUGACGCACCAUACGAUCUUGACCAGCAGUUUUUUCGCCCGGAGGAAACGGCUUUCUGCAACCUCAGCCCUCAUUCCGGCAGGAAUAUCUAGUUACCAUGCAACAUACAGUUCAGGUGUGGUUUGGAGAUGAUUUACCUAUCAGUCCACGCAGUCCACUGACUCCAAGACAUGGCCCUGGCCUGGCUGAUGUUUUACUAUAUGACCAAUGGAUAUCUGUCCGACAUGAGGCAACUUUGAUUCCUAUGCAAGAAGAUCUGACUAUCUGGCUAUCUGGCUUAUUGGGUAUUGAACUUAAACCAGAGCAUUUAUUGGAAGAACUUGAUAACGGGGUAUUGCUGUGCAUUUUGAUUGGAGUCAUUCAAAGCAUAGUUAAAAGUAACUCAAAUGAUUUAAAAAAUUUCCCUUUACGAAAAGUCCCCUGUAAAAAAGAUGCUCCUUCAGGAUCUUUCUUUGCCAGAGAUAACACAGCAAACUUUCUGAAUUGGUGUAGGUGCAUUGGAGUGGAUGAGACUUAUCUUUUUGAAUCCGAAGGCUUAGUGCUGCAUAAAGACCCAAGACAAGUAUACCUUUGCUUACUGGAAAUUGGUCGCAUUGUAUCAAGUCAUGGAGUUGAACCACCAGUAUUAGUAAAGUUAGAGAAGGAAAUUGAAUUGGAAGAAACUUUGUUGAUGUCCUCUGAUAGUGUAGCCCCUAUAGUUUCUUACAAAUCGUGCUGUCAGGAUGGAGAAUUACAUGAAGCGGUUAAGCAUAUUGCUGAAGAUCCUCCUUGUAGCUGCUCUCACAGAUUUUCAAUUGAGUAUUUGUCUGAAGGGCGCUAUAGAUUGGGAGACAAAAUACUGUUCAUUCGAAUGUUACAUGGCAAACAUGUAAUGGUACGUGUUGGUGGAGGCUGGGAUACUCUUCAAGGUUUUCUUCUCAAAUAUGAUCCUUGCCGAAUGCUUCAGUUUGCAACGUUGGAACAAAAGAUUUUGUCAUUUCAAAAAGGUGCAUCUGGUGAUAUGGUUUCCGAUUCGUCUGCUAAACCUCCACAGCCUCCACCCAUGAAUCCCAUAUCUGCCAUUGAUGCAUACCAUAAACAGAGUUCAAAGCCUUCUACUAUGGUUUCCGUUUCAAAAAACCCUCAUGUAGGUAAUAGGAAACAGGCAGCAUGUAAGUCAUCCCAACCAACAGUUCUUUCUUCUUCAGAAGCAGCAAAGCAUUCCUUACCUACAGACCAGUUGACACGAAACCAGCCCAAAUUAAAAGAUUCAUCAGUAAAUAACCUUCAGCCAUUUCCCAAAGCAUCAAAACCGGUUUUUAAAAAGCCAGCACCCCCUUUUCAUAACCCUACAUCUGUUUCAAAAUAUAGAGAAGCUGUAAAUAAGUGCUCAUCAUCGGCUCGGGGGAGGGCUGCUUUAACACCAUCAGCAUCUCUUCAGAAAUGCACUGCAUCAUCUACCAAGCCUGCAUGUUCCCAAAACUCUCCAACUGUACAACAUUCUGCUCUAGGUUGUUCAAACAAUAAACUUUGCAGGUUGCCUGAAACGGCUACAAGGGUAGGCUGUUUAGAAGGACAUCAUUCUCCUGAUAGUGCAGCUGGGCUCAAAAAUGUAGCCAAAUGCAAGCCUCUUUCAAAAACCUCAGCAAAAUCGGCAAAGACCAUUAACAGAAAUUUACAUGUGUCUAAGCCGUCUUGCCCUCCAACAUCUACGAUGCCUACAAAAAUAAUUUCCAAAAAUAGUAGUCAAACAUUACCCACACAGUUUUACUCACACAGAGGAAAAUUGGAAACUAAGCAAACCAAACAGAAAACUGCUCUUAGCCCCAAACAGCUGAGUUCUGAUUCCUCUCUUACGAAUGAUAAAACAACUGAGCAGACAUCUACGCUAGAUGUAAAGAGUAAAAAUCCAUUUUCAUCUGUUAAUAAUUAUGCUUCAGCCAAGAGGAGGCCAGUUCAAAAUAGUAGGAUGAAAAUACAGGGAACAGCUGAUGCAACAACACAUUCUGAUCGUAUGCCGUUAUCUAUUAUGCGUCUUCCUCAAACAUCGACCAUAAAUGGGGCAAGGAAAAAGACAGUAAAGGCUAAUGUCAAAAGUCAGGCACAGGUCAAAGUCUCCCAAAAGAAUAAUAAAGAACUUGAUUCAACCACUAAGGAACCUGUUUUAAAAGGAAAAGCUACAACUGUUCUACCCAAAGGGACACAGCUUAGGUUAAAGGAUUCCACAGUAAAGUCAAAACAGGAUGAUAAUUACUUUGUUGUGACUGGGAAUAAGAAACUCAGAAAGUAAAGUACCUAGAAUUAUAAUUGAUUAUUGCAACAUGUUUUUACUAAUAGCCACUUUAUAGUUGGGACCUUAACAUUAAAUAACAAUACAAUAAUUUGAAUGCUAACUGCCUUGGAACAGAGGAGUUUAAAAGGUUUGCUGGUCCCCACAAGUGCAAUAGUUGACUGAUUACAAAUAGGCACUUUAUCACAAUCUGAAUUAUAAAUACUUUGGAAUCUAUUUCUCACAUUGAUAGUAAGAUGAUAAAGAUGCUCCCAAUAGGUCAUUUAUUGCUCAGGUUCAUGUGGCAAAUAUUUCUUAAUGAGUUGUAAAAUGGUGUUUACCAUCUCCAAGGAAAAAUACAGCAUAGUAAAUUGGCUGCAAUUUGCAAAAUAUACAUCUUCCAGGAAAAAAAAUGAUAUCUUCUGAUAAUAUAGUCAUUUGUUGAAUCUCGUGAAUAUUUGUUUUUGGUAAGGGCUUUGGUCAAACAUGAGCAUGAGAAUUGGUAUUUACUACUGUUGUUGUGUGUGCAUACUACUAAGUAGAAAAGCAACUGUCAAAUAGCCUUGAGUUAAGAAUAACUCCAAAUAAAUAUCUAUAAUGCUAAAUUUUAUUUAAACUUUCAAUGCACAGGGACCACUAAGAACAUUUUACAGGAGUUCUUGGCUUUAGAGACAAUAAUUUUAGUGCCUUCACAGAUUAUGUGCUUUGUUCGCUGUAUUACAGGAAAGACUGAAAAGUGGCUCAAAUGUGUAUUCUAAUUAUUAUGGAUUGUGUUUAUGGAUUACUGUUAUCAGAUGGACUUAUAUGAACAAAAUUAUGCAUUCAAUUAUAAUUUAAUGAUGAUACUGGCACUGUGUAACCUUUUAAUGUUUGCUUUUCUGAAAUGACUAAAAUGUAUGCUAGCACAGUGCUUCACUCUUAAAAUGUGACAGACAAUCUUUCUAUAAAAGAACACCCAAUAUAUUUCUAGGAAAUUACUUGUGUUUACAAAGUGAGAGAAUAGCUUCAAAAAUGGGUUAUAUUCAUAAGCACAACUGAAAACCUUUCAAAUAAGCUGCCUUUGGAAUUUUUAUAUUUAUGUUUCACACUAUUUCAUUUUUAGCUGUAGAAUAUAUUCCUUAUUGCAUUAAUCAUUUUACUUACAACAUAAAUAACUAACAUUGGAGGAAAAAUACUUUUUUAGUUUUAGGUUUGCAUUCAGUAGUGUGUAUUCUCUGGCAGGUAUAUACUAUGUAUGUGUAUACUGCUGUUAAGUACAGUUGCACUUGUCAUAGGGUUUUGAAGCAAGUUUUAAAACAAAUUUGUGUUGCCCUCCCUAGGAAGUAAGACAAACUUCUUAAUUUCACUGUUCGUUAAAAUGCUACUUGGCUCAGUGCUGGUAGUUGAAACUCAAGUUAAAAUUAAUUGUUAUUAUAUGAAAAUGUUUUUCUCCCUGUGCCUCCACAAAAAAAUUGUGAAUUGGUUGUGGCCAGAGUUGAAAAAAUUACUUAAGCAAACAUCCUGGUUCUGCUCUAGUUGCAUUUUCAAAAUACAUUAUGUCUGGUUCCUUGAGGUUCAUGUGGAUAAGAGUUACAUUCUUUAGUAUAUAUUCUUAUUUUAGAGAAAAACAUGCAGCCAGAUAUUCUUAGGCAAUGAAAAUUUAUAUCUAUAUUUCCAGGCUUGCUUAUACACACAGAUAUCCUUAGCUGAAUCACACUACCCUGAAAUUGUAUUCUUAUAGGUACUUACCUGAAAACAACCAUAUUAAAUAAUGGCAUUUCAAUGCCCAUGCUGCAUAUGUCUUUUGGAUAUAGGAUAGCGCUAGAUGCAAAAGUAAUUUGUAUCUAAUACAAGGAUUUCUAAAUAUUCAUUUUUGCACUUACAGUAACUUCAACAAUGUAUGGAUUUGGGAAAAAAUGUCUCAAAUUGUUAUAACAAGAAAAGUAUAUCAAUACAUUUUUGCUUUCAGUUAAGGUUUACGUUUGAACAAUUUCAAAACUGGUUACAGUUGGUCCCUCUAUUUAUUCUUAAAACAGUAGCCACUAUCCUGAUUUCUUUCUCUGCCCGCCCAAUGCUAAGUAAAAAAAAAAUCCUAGAUAUGGGAUUGUAGAAUUGUAGUUAGUAAGCAUUGAAAAGCUAUAGCAAAAUUAAGUGACACAGCUAUAUGUCUUCAAUUGGAAACGGAACAUUUAAUUUUAGAAACCAUGCAUGUUUCCAUGGAGGUGUAGCAGAAAGUACAGGUGGACUUGACAACUACAAUUGGGACCAGAACUUCCACCAUGAUGUAGUUAAGUCAUAACAUGACCGUAAUCAACUUUACAAUCUUUUUUGCCAUGGUUGUUAAGCAAAUUUAACUUUCUUCACCAACUUGCAAAUGGUGAUCGCAUUACCUUGGGAUACUGAAAUUCCAUAUUGGUUGCCAAGUGCCCAAAUCAUGAUCAUGUGACUGCAGGGACUGUGACAGUCUCAUGACUGGGUUGUAAGUCACUUUUUUUCAGCGCUGUAAUAAUUUCAAAUGGUUGCUAAACAAAUGGUCAUAAGUCAAGGACUACAUGUAAUUCAAGGUUAAAGUUGGUACUAAAGAAUUCAGAAAACAACCAAAACAUUCUGCAUUCAUGAUAAA